CAGCCGUUGCUUCCUCACUCGAAGGCGUGGUGCAGGGUUGGCGGUCCCGCCGGAUGGGCGGUUGAAGAGGGAGCAGAGCAACCCCGGGGACUUUCUUUGAGGCGGCAAGGCCGCGGAGGGCGCGGGGUGAAGGUUCGCGGCGCUAUGGCUCACGUCGGCUCCCGCAAGCGCUCUAGGAGUCGCAGCCGUUCCCGGGGGCGAGGGUCGGAAAAGAAAAGGAAGAAGAGCAGUAAGGACGCCCGGAGGAGCUGCUCGGCUUCGAGAUCCCAAAGCCGCAAGGCCAGCAUCACCUCCUCUGGGGCUGAGGCCUCACCUUCUCCCUGCAUCACAGAGAGAAGCAAGCACAAGGCCCGGAGGAGACCACGAUCCAGCUCCUCCUCCUCUUCUUCCAGUUCUUCUAGCUCCUCUUCCUCUUCGUCCUCCUCCUCUUCCUCCAGCGAUGGCCGGAAGAAGCGGGGGAAGCACAAGGACAAGAAGAGGAAGAAGAAGAAGAAAAGGAAGAAGAAGCUGAAGAAGAGAGGCAAGGAGAAGGCCAGAAUGCAGCAGGCUGAGGCUCUGCCCGGACCCUCGCUGGACCAGUGGCACAGAGCAGCCAAGGAGGAAGAGGAUGGCCCAGUCCUGACGGACGAGCAGAAGUCCCGCAUCCAGGCCAUGAAGCCCAUGACCAAGGAGGAGUGGGAUGCCCGGCAGAGCGUCAUCCGCAAGGUGGUGGACCCGGAGACAGGACGCACCAGGCUCAUUAAGGGAGACGGCGAGGUCUUAGAAGAAAUCGUCACCAAGGAACGACACAGAGAGAUCAAUAAGCAAGCCACCCGAGGGGACGGCCUGGCCUUCCAGAUGCGAGCAGGGCUCCUGCCCUGAGGCCCCCGUGGCCCCCAUCCAAGGCCUGCUACACAUGGUGUUGGCACGACCUGGAGGCUGGCCUCAGGGUUGACAGUGGGGAGCCCACUGGGUGUUCUUUCUCCUGCAGACCAGCCUCUGGCCCAGCCUCCUCUGCAAUGCAGGGAGUGGAGGUCAGGGGUCACUGGCCAAGUCAGCUCCCCCAUCUCCCGAAAGAGCGCACCUUCCCAGAUAUUAAAUGUUCCCCGGUUGGAGA
Budorcas taxicolor (takin) is the source of this 1096-nucleotide messenger RNA. It is a transcript of the gene ARL6IP4, whose product is annotated as ADP ribosylation factor like GTPase 6 interacting protein 4. Lineage: Eukaryota; Metazoa; Chordata; Mammalia; Artiodactyla; Bovidae. The transcript has 6 exons. The coding region runs from base 145 to 861 and encodes 238 amino acids. The record is from RefSeq and is a predicted model, not a curated record.